AUGUAUAGAGAUAUAAUUUGUGCGAACAUUAAACUGGAAGCAGUGUGGGCUAGUAAAAUAGGAGCUCAAAUGAGGAACGAUGUCACUCCAGUUUCCACGUCUCCACCAACAAUGCCACCAGCACACGUUACAGCCGAUCAAGUAUCGGAGUUUUUGCGUUUGCAUCCAGAUUUUUUGGAACGUUAUGUGACGGAGGAAGUGGAAUUGGAACAAUUGGAACGAUGGAUAAUAAGGAGAUCUCAAAGAUUGAAGAAAAAAACCGGGUCGUGCUCUAAAAACAACCGAAAAACAAGCUUAUCGAGAUGGAAGUUUUGCGUUCACGCAGAUAAACGACAAAUGCUCCAAGAUCUAACUCACAGUUUACAAUUGAACCCGCAAAAAGAUCAUGUGUUAUGGGAACUUGCAAAUUGCAUUUCCUCGGCGGUUGGUGUCGACGGUUUUAGAUUACAUAUCCCAGAUAAAAAUAAUGGAGACCAACUUUGCUUAUACUUAGGACCUGAAGAUAAAACCGAGCAUGACGAGAUCAAAAUUCACAAAGUUAAAAAUGGGGUUACCGUUCCUUCGUAUGUCGCAAGAACUUUAGAACCCAUCCAUUUGUCUAGCGAUAGUCUUGAUCCUAGAUUUCCGGGAGCAAUAUCCGAAGAG
Messenger RNA from Onthophagus taurus, 645 nucleotides. NCBI's taxonomy places the organism in Eukaryota, Metazoa, Arthropoda, Insecta, Coleoptera, Scarabaeidae. The record is from RefSeq and is a predicted model, not a curated record.